Messenger RNA from Gordionus sp. m RMFG-2023, 3384 nucleotides. RefSeq lists its product as uncharacterized. Lineage: Eukaryota; Metazoa; Nematomorpha; Gordioida; Chordodea; Parachordodidae. The transcript has 6 exons. Gene Ontology annotation, molecular function: N-acetylgalactosaminide beta-1,3-galactosyltransferase activity. Bases 528 to 2366 code for a protein of 612 amino acids. The record is from RefSeq and is a predicted model, not a curated record.
UACUAAGUUCCGAAAAAAUUUAUUAAGAGUAUUUUCCACAUCUGGAGAAGCAUAUCAUAUUUAUAAGGCCUAAUAUAUAAAACUUCUAAUAAUCAUCCAUUUUCUCUUUUACUGAAUGCGCUGCAUUAGGAUCGGUUAAAAUACUUACUGGAUGGUCAAACAUCUCAUUCUCAUAGCGAAAUUAUCAUUUUUCUCCACCCAACAAAACUAAAAGCUAAACUAUUCGUAAAUAUCUUAUAGCCUUUAGGCUAUAGCACAAAUCUAUUAUUUAUAUCAACUUAGUAAAAAAAAUAAGUUUAAACAAAAAAAAACAAUAAAAUUGUUAUAGAAGGUUUAAAUAGAAUCGAUAACGGUAUAGGCGAAACAAAACAAAAUAUGAAGCGUAAAUCAACUAUUUAGCUGUAAAAACAGCGGAGCGAAUAGUUUUUACUGAACCUAAUUGCAGAGCGCUGCUUAAUAGAUACAUUUUUAAUUAUCGGAAAAUAAAAGUUAAUUUUAAAAAAAAUCAAUAAAUAUGUUAACAGUCUAUGUGGUCAGCUCGUAAUAGACUGAGAAAUAAGUACGUUACCGCGAUAUCUUUCCUUUGCGGGACCCUCCUAUUUGCCUACUUCAUAAUUCUCAAGGGAUCUUACUACUCAACUUCAAAUCGAUAUCCCUCUUUGAUUUCCGUGACUCACAGUCUCUACUGGACCCAGCAAAAUCCUUUGCGAUAUGAAUUUAAUAAUAAUCUCAAGAGCGGCGCUGAUAUUAAAGAUAGGGAGGGAAGAUCCCCCCACGCUAGCAGUAACAACUGGUUCUUAGGAGGAGGACAAUUUUCGCCGCUUAGACUGCUGCACAAAUUUUCGUCUUCCGUACAAUCUUCAGCAGGUAACUCGGAUAUCGCCAAUGGAAGAAACGUUAAAGGAGGGGAUUUCAUAGAUCAGUAUGAUUUCAAACGAUAUUCUUCCUCAAUCAACCUUAGCCAAGUUGCUGCUGCUCCACAUCCUAGAUUUCCUUACGAACCGCAGAAUCAAUCCCCUGCCUCCUCUUCCAGCCUACCUAGCCCCAAAACCUACAAAUGGAAAAUUCUUUGUUGGGUCCUGACUAAUCCAGCCAAUUUACGAACCCGAACUGUAUACGUCAAACGUUCUUGGGGUCCCCGAUGCGAUUUGACUCUCUACCUCAGCACCUUUAGUGACCCGGACUUUCCUACUAUAGGGCUCUUAGAUAGGAACCAAACUUCUAGUAUAGAUGCGGAUACCAAAAAAAAGGAUGGAAAGAAAUCAGGGAGCACGAAGGGCAAAAAUAGUAAAAGCGGUAAAGGAAAAAUUGUCGAAAGCAAGCAACUUAAUUCAGAGAAGGCUCGUAUGGCAUGGACCUACAUAUACGAAAAUCAUUACAAGGAUUUUGAUUUUUUUUACAAGACCGAUGAUGAUACUUAUGUUAUAGUCGAAAAUUUGAGGGAUUACUUGGAAACUAAAGAUCCCAAUCAACCCGAGUUUUAUGGGCACAGGUUCAUACUCCGAGGCAAAAAUGUGACAUACAUGAGUGGCGGAAGUGGGUUCAUUUUAACUAAACGAGCCGUAGAGCUACUCGUCACCUACUCCUUCAAACGUUACCCCACAUGUAUACCUAAAGGAGCUGGAGAGGACUGGAAAACGGCUAGAUGCUUGGAAAUGGCAGGAUGUAAAGCCGUUGACACUAGGGACCAUUUGGGAAGAGAAAGAUUCCUGGUAUUCCCACCCAAAUCUCACUUGGCCGGAACGUAUCCUGCCUGGUAUUACAAAUAUGACGUGGACGGAAGCGUUAAAGGCAUUGGCUGUUGCUCAUAUUACCCGAUAAGCUUCCAUUAUAUCCGCGGAACCGAACUUCUGAUGAUCGAUUAUUUCCUUUAUCGAAUGAGAGUUUUGGGUGACGAAAACUUUUGGGACAAUUACGUUCCGGGAUUAUCGAAAGAUAUAAUUGAUCCAACCUCUUCGCCACCUUCGAUAACCAACAAACUCAAACCAAAUAACGGGACCAAGAAUGCCAUUAUCGAAAAAAUCCAUAAACCGCUGGUCAGCCGUAAAGUUAAGCGUAUUAGUCAGAGCAAAGAUAACUCGAUUCUCUCUACUACGGCUAUUAUUAGCACUUAUGCCAGUCCUAAAAUGCUCAAUUCCGUCCAAAAAUUAUUCGGUGUAACGAGUGCCUCAGUAAAGGUAAAUGACAAUCAUAAUCAUCUUAAAACUCCACACAUGACAAAAGGAACGAAAGAUAAAAAGAGGACGGCAAAAGGAUUACCUUAUUAUCAAACAUCCUUAUCAUCAAACUUCCUCGCAUCUUCGCAUUCAUCGACAAAAGGCAAAGGAAAUUAUAAAGAUGUUUCUAGAAACGAUAUUUUAUUUUAAUGAAUGUUCUUAUCCGAGAUUUAUAAUUGGAAUGUGAUCAUAUGAAGUUAGACAAUAAGAUCCUUAAAUUUAAGGUAAAUUGAAAACUUCAAAUGUAUGGUUUAUGAGCCAUAUUUUUUUUAAAUCUAAAAUAAUCACGUGAGAUUUAUAACAACUCCCAAUGACGUAAUCAUCAAAUCAACAGUGUUUUUACGUUUAUAAUAAUUUGUUAUUGAGGAAUUAUAUAUAAAAAUACAACUCGUUCUCUUAGCUUUAAUUAUAUAAAUCAAAAUUCUAAAAAAAAUAAGGCAAUCAUUUAUAUUCAUUCUAUGACUGAAUAUGUAUGAAAAGGUAGUAAAAUAGAAAAUAAGCCAAAUUUUUCAUGUCUUUUUUUAAUUAUAAAAUCAAUUAUUUUAACAUUAUGAUUGAUUAUAUUAUUGCAAAGUUAAAAUUAUUAUGCAAAUUAUAAAAAUAACGCGUUUAAAACAUCUAGGAAAAAUAAGAAAAAAUAUAACUAUUUUGUAUUUUCUUUUCAUCUCAUAUCAAAAAUAUUAUUAGUGCAUAUUUUUUAAAAAAUCCCUAAUCAGUAUUACUCUUCAACUCUUUCCCAUUUAGUAUUAUUAUUUUUGUUUGUCGGAAACAUAUCAAAAUGAUAGGCAAAUCGUUAUAAUCAUGGGUGACGCUUGAUGUAUCAUAUUAGUAUUUUAUUUUGCAAUAAUUUUUUUUUGUUAUUUAAAUCGUUUAUUAUAUUAUCAUAACUAAUCUUAACUCGUUUGUGGCUAUUACCUUAAAAUAUUUUAGGACCAAAUGUAUAAACCGUCGUUUUUUAUUCAUUCAAAAUGGUUUAUUUUUUAGCAAUUUAAUUAGUUGAGAUAAAUGAGAAAAUAAAUUAUUUCUAAAAUCGUUUAAAAAAAUAAAAAUUUAUAAUGUUAUAUUUAUAAAAAAUUAUUUUAUAUUAUAGCAUCGAUUAAUAUUUAUUAAAAUUUUAUAAAAUUUUUGAUAACGUCCUUAACCAAUUUAUAUGUAUAACUUUAUUGGC